UCACAUUUUUUACAUAAAAUAUAAUAAAUACUAUCAAUAUAUAAUAUAUUGUAUAUAAUAUAAUUUCAAGAUAAUUCUUUUCACAGAUUAUAUCCACGGAGUUGUCACAGAUUAUGCGUAGCAAGUCUGUUAGCGUUCUGUUCCGUAAAAUUAUUGCCAUAGGGAACGCGGCGACGAAGAACGGAACGAUAGCGGAAUCAUUCUCAUUGGUUGUCUUUCAUCUAGUUUCUUUUCCGUUACUGUUCCGUUCCGCUACUUCUUCCAUCGGGACGCACCCUUAAGGCUGGUUUAUGAUAGCCGUAAUCCGUUAACUUAUGGAAUCGUAAAAAAUUGACUAAUCAUACUCGAAUUAUAGAAGAAUAAUCGACUGUAAUUGGUCAAUUUUUUACGGUUCCGGUAUAAAUUAUCAAAUUACGGCCAUCAUAAAUCGGCCUUUAGUUUCGAACAUGAAGUAAGAGAUAAGGAGGUCGAACUUGAUCCUUCUUUCUUUCAAUAUAUGGCUUUCGGUAAUUUAAUACCUCAACGUCAUUUACCGAUCGAACUUGAUAGGGCGCGAGUAGAUAAAGUGAUCCUUAUUCGUGUCUCCUAAUUGAGAAGAUAUUCGCUGAAAUAACUUUUGGUGGUUGAGCGCUAUUUGUAAAGCAAUAAGUUAGAGCGAGAUAAGAUACACUUGUCUCACUCUUACUGCACCAGUUCAAUGGUGCAGCUCUUUAGCUGCCUUUCAUCUCUAUAUCCCUAUCUCUUUUCUUUUCCUUCCUACCUUCUUUCCUUUAAUUUCUUUUCUCUAUCUUUCCAAAUCUUUUUUAGAAUCUUACCUUUCACUUCAUCUAAUUCAUUAUUCCAUAUCCUUUUCUUUCCCUACUUCUCCUCUUUACCCAAUUCUUCAAACCAUUUUCUCCCUACCUCAUUAUUUGAUUUGAUAUAUAAUAAUAUUAUAUAUCAAUAUUAUAUAUAAUUUGAUAUAUAAUAAUAUAUAAUAAUAUUUGAUUUGAUAUAUAAUAAACCCGGUCACUAUUUCAGACAGAGUUUGGGUCAGAACAUAAAAUACUUGAAUUACAGAGAGGCAUAUAUACUGUUGACUCGAAACUAAUUUGGAUCGCUUUUCCGUAAACACCCUCUCACAACAGAUAUAUUAGAUAAAUAUUUUAAAUAAAUUAUUAUUUUACCCGAACACUUGUGCACAUUUAUGGUCUGUUCUUUUCAGCUGCACUACUGAACUGGUACAAUAAGUUAAAGUAAGACAAGUAUAUCUUUUUUCACUAACUUAUUGCACCAGUUUAGCAAUGCUGAAAAGAACAGAUCAUUAGGCUUGUAUAGUUCUAAUCUCUGUCUUAUGACGAAUAAGUAUAUACUUAAGAUUUGACAGAGAGAAAGAGAGAAAGAGAUAUAAAAAUUGCACGAAAAUAUAAGAAGUAUAAUAUGGUACAAUUCGAACUAUUCAGCGUUACCGUAACUGGAGUGGCAGAUUCGACUGAAAUCCGAUUGGACACAGUACGAUUGAAUAGAGAAUAUAAUGAUUGGUUGGACUUAGUAAUUUACCAGAUAGAUCUUUGCAUCGAUUGGUUGUGUCCAAUUGUGCUAUGUUCAAUCGAGACUUUCCCGGCAGAUUCGAGAAACUCAGUUGUUGCUAUGUUCUCUUUGAAACGGGUCUCGACAAGUUCGCAAUGGUCAGCUUCUCAGAUUUUCUGUGAAUUCAACCCGCCUGAGUGUCGGUAUAUCUCAGAGAUGGCGUUAGUGUAUCAAGCGCACAAGGCUCGCGGUCUUUAUUAGCGUUUGCUAUUGUUUCAUUAGUGACAGUGCGGUUCUUCCGCAAAAUAAAUCGUGAUAUUUAACGCGAAUAUUGGAAGACAAU
Messenger RNA from Odontomachus brunneus, 1852 nucleotides. RefSeq lists its product as uncharacterized. The transcript is spliced from 2 exons. The coding region runs from base 1420 to 1770 and encodes 116 amino acids. The record is from RefSeq and is a predicted model, not a curated record. Lineage: Eukaryota; Metazoa; Arthropoda; Insecta; Hymenoptera; Formicidae.